Rosa chinensis is the source of this 5415-nucleotide messenger RNA. Its product is annotated as disease resistance protein RUN1. Gene Ontology annotation, molecular function: ADP binding. The record is from RefSeq and is a predicted model, not a curated record. Lineage: Eukaryota; Viridiplantae; Streptophyta; Magnoliopsida; Rosales; Rosaceae. Bases 1361 to 4750 code for a protein of 1129 amino acids. Gene Ontology annotation, biological process: signal transduction; defense response. The transcript is spliced from 5 exons.
UUGAAUCUUGAAUACAAGUCGCUGCACUUAGAGGUUACGAAGCAAAGGCGGAAUGCCAAUCCGCGGACUAUGAUCCAUUACAAACAACAGUUUCUGAACUCUCUUCUAUUAAGUGGAAGAUUUUGGUUUACUUGGAACUAAAGAAACGUACUAUUUUGUGCCUUUUUAGCAGAAAGUACAGAAGUAAAAGAUUGCAGUAACUUUUUGAAGUGUUCUCAAGACAAAUCUGGUGCCAAACAUAAGAAGAAGAUGCGAUGGGAGCCCCCAGUGGGUCAAGGCUUUCUGGGAUGCAGAGACAAGUACUUGGUCUAUAUAGAGGGUUCUUGCGGCCAGCUUGUUCAAAAUCUCCUGAAGACCGACACAAGAUUGAAUCAUUUGUAUCAGAUUAGUCCCGCAGCAAUGCUAAGCAAGUAGACCUCAAAAAUUUCCUUUAUAUUGAGUACUUGCUUCGUCGUGGGAAGAAACAGCUUGAUCAGCACAAGACCCCGAAUACUGUUGGAUUAUCAGCCCUCAAUGUCAAGUGUUUCUCAAGCCAAAUAUCCUGCACAUUGAAGAGUUCCUCUUUAUUAUAUACAUACUGAGCUAGAUUUAAUUUUCUCCAUUAUUUAAACAGAGUAACGUAGGAGAAGAACUAUUUAGCUGAACCAUCAUGUAGGGUAAGUCUAAAUUGAGCAUUUUAUUAAUGCUCGUAGUUACGAGUAUUACCUUCCAGAUGAUAAUAUAUUUAUUGAUAGUCCAACUCCUAUUGUUCCUGUUCUUUUGUCUCUCAUUGUUGUUAGACGAUAAAUAAGAGCUGAUUUGAUCCAGGAUAUCAAACCUUCGUACUCUUUUUCUUUCCGGGGUCUUGAUUUUUAGUGUGGAAUAACAUUUCACACUCUAUACACGCUGUCAGUCUGAUGUGUGACAAAAUUUCAAAACACAUGUGGACAAUUUGAUCACAUUAUUUAUUUAACUCAUUUGAAACCUGUGGUCAAUUUUCCCAACAAGUCUUCCCUAAAGAUAGGUAUGGUAUCUAUUUUAAGUCUCUUCCUCCUAGUCUUCCACACGAUAUGAUAGAUCUAUUUCUCUCAAAAGUCAAGUCUCUCACCUCUUUGCUUCCAUUCAUUCUUGAUCUUUUUUGUUGCUGGAAUGAAUGAAAUGAACAUUGAAUGAUCAAAAGCUGCUAUAUUUUAAGUCGAUCCGAUCCCAACUUCAUGUUCCCACGAAACCAGUGGGGAAGAGAAGAAACCAGGAAACACAAAUACAUGUUUUCCAUGAUAGUUAAUUCCAAGCCUUGAAAUAGCUAGUGUUGAAAGCUUCUGGGGUUACUCAUAUAUAUAGUCCUUGGAUACCUACUCUUCUACUAGUAGGAAUAUCGGAAAUGAGCGUACAAAGAACCUCUACAUCUUUUCCCCCUUCAUCUCCUCAGUGGAAAUAUGAUGUCUUUUUGAGUUUUAGAGGUGAGGAUACUCGAAAGUCUUUUACAGACCAUUUAUACACUGCAUUAGAUCAUCAAGGCAUCAUAACUUUCAGGGAUGAUCCUCAACUUCAAAAAGGGGAAGCUAUUUCUCCAGCACUUUUUGCUGCAAUUGAAGAAUCAAGAUUUGCUCUCAUUGUUCUCUCACAACAUUAUGCAUCGUCAACAUGGUGCUUGGAUGAACUUGUAAGAAUUCUUGAAUGUAUGAAAGCAGGAGAAACUGUCCUGCCAAUUUUCUACGAUGUUGAUCCUUCUGAUAUACGAAAGCAAACAGGGAGUUUUGGAGAAGCCUUUGCUAAUUAUGAAGAAAGGUUUAGAGAUGACAAAGAGAAAGUGCAAAGGUGGAGACAUGCUUUAACAGAAGUGGCAAGUUUCUCUGGGUGGAAUUCAAAGGAAUGGUAUGAAUCAAAGCUCAUCAGAGAUAUUGUAGAAGUUAUAUGGACAAAAUUGCAACCUACAUCAUUCAGUUAUGCAGAAAAUCUAGUUGGGAUUUACUCAAGAUUGCAGCAAGUCAAGUUUCUUUUAGAUGUAGGGGUGGAAGACGUCCGCUUCAUUGGGAUAUGGGGAAUGGGCGGGAUUGGUAAGACAACUAUGGUAAGAGUGGUGUAUGAGAAAAUCGCUCGUGAAUUUGAAUUUAGUUUCCUUCUUACCGAUGUUAGAAACUCCUCCGAAAAAAGUGGCCUACUUAAUUUACAAAAGCAACUUCUCUCUGGGAUUUGGUCAAAAAAUGUCGACAUAUCAGACCUUCAUGAAGGAGCCACCAUUAUAAGGAGGUUGUUAGGUCACAAAAAAGUUCUUCUCAUUCUUGAUGAUGUGAACCAUUCAAGCCAUUUAAAAUAUUUGGCAGGAAACCGAGAGUGGUUUGGUUCAGGGAGUAGAGUUCUCAUCACAUCUAGAAAUGAACAUUUGUUGAUUGAACAUGGAGUGGAGAGAAGAUUGAAAGUUGAGGAAUUUAAUGAUGAGGAUUCUCUCCAGCUUUUUAGCUGGAAAGCAUUCAAAAGAGACCACCCUGAAGAAGAUUUUCUUGAUUUGUCAAAAUCUGUUAUAAGUUAUGCUAAAGGCCUUCCUUUAGCUCUUGAAGUACUAGGUUCUUUUUUUCAUGGAAGAGAUCUAAGUGAAUGGAAAAGUGGACUGAGAAAACUGGGAAGAGUUUGUAACUUGGAAAUUUUCGACAUACUUAAAACAAGUUAUGAUGAUCUAGAUUCUGAAGAGAAGAAAAUAUUCCUAGACAUUGCAUGUUUCUUUAACGGACAGGACAAAGAUCGAGUAACAGAAGUAUUAAACAGUUGCGAUGUUUCUGCAAUUAUUGGAAUAAAAGUCCUGAUGGAAAGAUCUCUCUUGACUAUUUCUCAUGGAAGACUAAGGAUGCACGAUUUGCUCCAAAAAAUGGGACGGGAAAUUGUCCGCCGGGAAUCUCCUAACGAGCCGAGCAGGUGCAGUAGGUUGUGGCUUCUUGAAGACAUCAAACAUAUCUUGACCAAUAAUUCUGGAACUGAAGCAAUAGAAGGCAUAUUUGUGGACUCAACCGACUCAGAAGUAAAGGUGGACGUGAAUCGAAAAUCAUUUUCAAUGAUGAACAAAUUGAGAUACCUGAAGAUUAAUAAUGGGAAUCUACCUAAGGGGCUUGAAUAUCUUCCCAAUAGUUUACUGAUUCUUGAUUGGACGAGGUAUCCGUUAAAAUCUCUGCCAUCACAUUUCAACCCUCAAAAGCUGCUCGAACUUAGCUUGUGUCAUAGUUGUAUUAAACAUUUCCGGAUGGGAACUGAGCCUUUAUACAAUUUGAAAACCAUUGAUCUGAGUCACUCUCUGGAUCUUGUCAGAACCCCAAACUUUAAAGGUAUGCCAUAUCUCGAGAUUCUGUGUCUUGAAGGUUGUAUAAGAUUGUAUGAGGUUGACCCAACAAUUGAAGUGCUUGAAAGACUUACUGUGCUGAACUUGAAAGAUUGCAAACAUCUUGUGUGUCUUCCAAGCAGUAUAGGUGGCUUAAAAUCUCUCAAAGUUCUCAAUCUUUCUGGUUGCUCAAAGCUUGACAACCUGCCAGGUGAGCUGGGUCAUGUUGCUUGUUUGGAGAAGCUUGAUGUGAGUGGAAGUGGCAUAAGAGAAGUGCCCUCCUUUAUUGGUCUUUUGAAAAACCUCAAAGAAUUAUUUCUUGCUGGAUUUAAAGCACAGUCACCUAAAUCAUGGAAUAUGAUGUUCAAUCCCUUUGAGUUAUUGCGAAAAAGAAGUCACAUUCCCACAAGAUUGUCAUUGCCUUGUUUAUUUAGUUUGCAUUCAUUAGCUAAACUGGAUCUAAGUGACUGCAAUCUUUUUGACGAAGCAAUCUCCAGUGAUUUUGGAUGUUUAGCCUCAUUAAGAAUUCUAAAGUUGAGCAAAAAUCAAUUCGUUAGACUGCCUGAGAGCAUCAGCCAGCUCCCUAGACUUGAAAGUCUUCAGUUGGAUUUGUGUAGCAAGCUUCGGACAUUACCAGAGCUUCCAUCUCAUGUAUGGGUAUACGCUAGCAACUGCAUUUCAUUAGAUACAUCGGCCAAUCAAAGAGGACAAUGCAAUUCUGUACUAGGAGGAUAUUUUGGUAACUGUUUCAAAAUGGUGGAGAAUGAAAGUUGUGGGAGUAUAGCACUUUCAUUGCUAACACGCUACCUUAAGUUUCAACGUUACGGUUCUUCUGUACAUUCAUUUCAUAAAUCAUUUGACCAUAGAAGAUUUGACUUUGUUGCUCCUGGAAAUGAAAUACCCGAGUGGUACAAUCACCAAAGUGUGGGGUCUUCGAUAACUGUAGAGCUGCAUCCUGGUUGGUUUACUAACAAGUGGAUGGGAUUCACCGUCUGUGCCGUUUAUGGACUCAUCAGACCACUCCCGCCUAGGGUUGGGUGGACUAUUGGUUACUCAUUGACGGCCAAUGGACGAUCAUUGGAUGGUAACAGUCUGGGGUCUACGCAAAAGCAGGAUCAACAUGUGUUGGAUCAACCUAUGUUAGAUCACAUUUGGUUCUUCUAUGAGAAUUGUGAUCGCGUUUGCUAUGCACAUGAGUGGCAGGAUAUUUACCACCACCUUGAAUUUUCAUUUAAACUCACCAUGUAUGAGGACAUGCAUGGAGUGGAGAUUCCGCAAGUGAAGAAAUGUGGGGUCCGUGUGAUAUAUGAGGAAGAUGUGGAGGAGAUUUGGCAAACAUUAUUGAAGGAGAGCAAUCCCAAGCGAGGGCUUCAACAAAAUGAUGAUGAUGCAGCAUCUAGUAGUGCAAGUCAGGCUCAUUCACAACUCCUCCUUGAUGGCGCAGGACCCGGUGGAAGCCCUUAGAUUCAUGACCACAAACACGGUUAAUGCUGAUAAAGUAAUAUGGGUUUCACAUCCAAAGCCAAUUGGCAAUGGAUGGAGUGACCCAAACCCUUAUAAACCUAUAAGCAAAGUUAUAUUUUUUCAAAUGUGGGAGUUAUAUUUAUACACAUUCUCAACACACCCCCACACGUGUGGCAAUUUCUCAAGCCAUACACGUGGACAAGUUAUAUUGGGUGACGGUGAGCACGUAUGGCCAUCGCUGAAACCAAUCCUUAUAAACUCAUAAGCAAAGUUAUAUUUUUUCAAAUGUGGGAGUUAUAUUUAUACACAUUCUCAACACGCCCCCACACGUGUGACAAUUUCUCAAGCCAUACACGUGGACAAGUUAUAUUGGGUGACGGUGAGCACGUAUGGCCAUCGCUGAAACCAAUCCUUAUAAACUCAUAAGCAAAGUUAUAUUUUUUCAAAUGUGGGAGUUAUAUUUAUACACAUUUUCAACACGCCCCCACACGUGUGACAAUUUCUCAAGCCAUACACGUGGACAAGUUAUAUUGGGUGAUGGUGAGCACGUAUGGCCAUCGCUGAAACCAAACACGUGGGUAACCCACUCUGAUACCAUCAUAAGCAAAGUUAUAUUUUUUCAAAUGUGGGAGUUAUAUUUAUACACAUUCUCAACACGCCCCUAC